AAAACUGAUUUGUUUAUAAACAAAAAAACUAAAAUAAAAUAAAUAAAAGCAUACACCAUAUUAGUGAACUAGUGGUCUCCACCCAACCCCCUAAUUUCUCUCUCCUCUCUUUUUAUUUUAUUUUUUUUAACGAAAUUUUAUUUUAAAUUUUAUUUAAUAAUUUUCUCUCACUUCCCUUCUCUCCUUUAAAUCUCUCAACUCUUCCCCUCAUUCAUUCUUCAGGGCUCAAUGAUUCACCAUUCCCUCAUAAAAUCCUGAGCCCUUUUUAUUUUAUACAAAAUAAUAAAUAAAAAUAAAAAUUGAAAGAAAUUAACAAAUUUUGCAGCAUUAUUUACACUAAAACAAUGGCGUUUUCAUCACAAGACCUUAGCAAAGGCACAAAGCUAGAGAGGUACAAUAGCUACUUACGGCGCGUGAACCACACUAAGCUAUUAGCCGCCUCGUCGAAGCUGUUAUUCCGCGUUACUCUCCUGGUGGCGCUCCUCCUCGUAUUCUUCUUUACACUGAAUUACCCUAUUGGCGGUGGUAGUGGCGGCGAUGGUGAGAAUACGGCUAUUCACGCCACCAGCAAGUUCUUCCAAUCGGGUUUUUACGGGUCUGGCGCAGCUUGGGAGAAACAGGUGCGUCAGUCCUCCACCCCGCACCGCCCUAACGGAUUCUCGGUGCUCGUUACUGGCGCCGCUGGUUUUGUCGGUUCUCAUUGCGCCGUCGCCCUUAAAAAACGGGGCGACGGAGUACUUGGACUCGACAACUUUAACAGCUACUAUGACCCGUCACUUAAACGGGCCAGGCAGAAGUUACUGUCAAGAAACCAGAUCUUUAUAGUAGAAGCAGAUCUAAAUGACACCCCAAUGUUGAACAAGUUGUUUGACAUAGUCCCCUUCACCCAUGUGCUCCACCUUGCGGCCCAAGCCGGGGUCCGUUACGCUAUGAAGAACCCUCAAUCGUACGUUCAAUCGAACAUUGCCGGUUAUAUCAACCUCUUAGAGGUGGCUAAAGCCGCGGUUCCGCAACCGGCUAUAGUUUGGGCCUCGUCGAGUUCUGUUUAUGGGCUUAAUAAGGAUAAUCCGUUCUCGGAAACGGACCGGACUGAUCAACCCGCUAGCCUUUAUGCUGCCACUAAAAAGGCCGGGGAGGAGAUAGCCCAUACUUAUAAUCACAUUUAUGGGCUUUCCCUUACUGGGCUUAGGUUCUUUACUGUUUACGGGCCGUGGGGUAGGCCCGAUAUGGCUUACUUCUUUUUUACCAAGGACAUUUUGCAAGGGAAGCCCAUUAGCAUUUACAAGACCCAUGACGGGACCGAGGUGGCACGUGACUUCACGUACAUCGAUGAUAUCGUGAAGGGAUGCCUCGGGGCUCUCGACACGGCGGAGAAGAGUACCGGGAGUGGCGGCAAGAAGCGUGGGCCGGCCCAAUUGAGGGUUUACAACUUGGGAAACACUAGCCCUGUGGGAGUUGGAAGACUAGUGUCUAUCUUGGAAGGAUUGUUAAAUGUGAAAGCUAAGAAACAUGUGAUCACAAUGCCAAGGAAUGGAGAUGUGCCUUUCACCCAUGCUAAUGUUACCUUGGCCCGUAAAGAUUUCUCGUACAAGCCCACCACGGAUUUGGCUACCGGGCUAAGGAAGUUUGUCAAGUGGUAUGUCGGGUACUAUGGGGUCCAACCAAAAUUAAAAAAGGAAACUCCCUCUGAUACCGAAUGAUUAAUGAUUAAAAAAUCAUUAUCGUUGUCGUCGUCAUCAUGGUUAUACACUUCAAUAGUUCACAAUCAAGAACAUGGGUACCUCUUAUUUUUAUUUUUUUUACCAUUUAGAUUUUUUAUUCAAUUGCUUGGGGGAUGAAUGAUGUUGUACUAUAGAUAUAGAAACUUUUAAUUGUCCAUAUUAUAUAAGAUAAAUUAUUAUUA
Spinacia oleracea (spinach) is the source of this 1903-nucleotide messenger RNA. Its product is annotated as UDP-glucuronate 4-epimerase 6. The transcript is spliced from 2 exons. NCBI's taxonomy places the organism in Eukaryota, Viridiplantae, Streptophyta, Magnoliopsida, Caryophyllales, Amaranthaceae. The coding region runs from base 345 to 1700 and encodes 451 amino acids. The record is from RefSeq and is a predicted model, not a curated record.